GUCAGGAAUAUGGCAACUCUAAAAGACAUUACCAGGCGCUUGAAGUCCAUCAAGAACAUUCAGAAGAUCACCAAGUCCAUGAAGAUGGUUUCUGCAGCCAAGUACGCCAGAGCUGAGAGGGAGCUGAAGCCUGCCAGGGUCUAUGGGACAGGAGCACUGGCUCUCUAUGAGAAAGCAGAAAUAAAGGCCCCUGAGGACAAGAAGAAGCACCUCCUCAUUGGUGUGUCUUCUGACCGAGGCCUGUGUGGUGCUAUCCAUACAUCCAUUGCUAAAACCAUGAAGAACGAGAUCACCAACCUCACAAACGCAGGGAAAGAAGUGAUGGUGGUUGGAGUGGGUGACAAGAUCAGAGGCCUGCUUCAGAGGUGAGAAGGGUUUGAUGUGAUGUUCCUGUUUCUGCUGACCUUCAAGGAAGUGGGACGGAGACCUCCGAGCUUUGGAGAUGCUUCAGUCAUUGCUCUGGAGCUGUUAAACUCUGGCUAUGAGUUUGACGAGGGCUCUGUCAUCUACAAUCGGUUCAGGUCUGUCAUCUCCUACAAGACUGAUGAAAAACCCAUUUUCUCCUUUGAAACUGUUGCUGGUUCUGAAAGCCUGAGUAUCUAUGAUGACAUUGAUGCUGAUGUGCUGAGAAACUACCAGGAAUUUACACUAGCAAAUAUUCUGUACUACUCCCUGAAAGAAUCCACCACCAGCGAGCAGAGUGCUAGGAUGACAGCCAUGGACAACGCCAGCAAGAACGCCUCUGAGAUGAUUGAUAAACUGACCUUGACGUUCAACCGUACCCGUCAAGCCGUCAUCACCAAGGAGCUCAUUGAGAUCAUCUCUGGUGCUGCUGCUCUGUGA
Messenger RNA from Merops nubicus (carmine bee-eater), 843 nucleotides. It is a transcript of the gene ATP5F1C, whose product is annotated as ATP synthase, H+ transporting, mitochondrial F1 complex, gamma polypeptide 1. The record is from RefSeq and is a predicted model, not a curated record. Gene Ontology annotation, molecular function: proton-transporting ATP synthase activity, rotational mechanism. The transcript is spliced from 7 exons. Gene Ontology annotation, biological process: proton motive force-driven ATP synthesis. NCBI's taxonomy places the organism in Eukaryota, Metazoa, Chordata, Aves, Coraciiformes, Meropidae.